CGGUCAUCUGAUCAGCUGUGCCUAAUCACAACUGAUCGCAUGGGAAAUGUACACAGAUCAUCAGGGCACUGAUGAUCAGUGUGCCCUGAUGAUCUGUGUAGCCCCAGCAGUGCCACCUGUCAGUGUCCAUCAGUGCCAGCUGUCAGUGCUCAUCAAUGCCACCUGCCAGUGCCCAUCAGUGCCUCAUCAAUGCCACAUAUCAGUGCCUACCAGUGCACAUCAAUGCCACAUAUCAGUGCCCAUCUGAGCUGCCUUUCAGUGUCACCCAUCAGUGCCACCUAUCAGUGCUGCCAAUCAGUGCCACCUAACAGUGCCAGUCAGUG
Molecule: messenger RNA, 323 nt
Organism: Staurois parvus
Lineage: Eukaryota; Metazoa; Chordata; Amphibia; Anura; Ranidae
Source: the annotation of a GenBank genome assembly